UUGUCUUUGAUGUCGAAUCCAGAUAUUACAGAGAAUCUGGAUACGAGCGAGGAACUUUGAAAGACAGUGAAUCCGACUCCGAAAGAUCGUUUCGUAUUUUAUGUUUCCAUAUUCGUCAGGAUGAAUUUUACUGCGAGACCCCGCGCGAAGGAUCAUAACUGAAAAUCUGCCGGACGAUUCACCGUCUCGCGUCGACGAUAACCCGGAUACUCGUUAUUUGCCUCGAACGUAACGUUGUUAUCGGAUUACAAUCGCAGGCUGAAGUCGACGAUUCGCGACACGAGCCCCGAAGUGCUCGUACAACUGAUUUUAUCACCUGGACGCGUCGAACGGAUCGUUAGAAAAAAGUUGGGCGAGCUUUUUAUCGGUAACUUUCUUAGUUAGGUAGUCUUUCUUAUAGUUAACUUUAAGCAGACGCUUCUUUUCUAUAUUUUGAAAAAUAAGACUGAAAAAAGGGCGAACUUAAAUUCAAACUUAGAUUAGCGCACAGCUGAGGAUUAAGUUCACCUGAAAUUUCGAUGCAAUUAUUGUUUUCCUUCCGAAACUUCACUUAAAGUUAUUUUAGCCGAGUUUAUUAAAAGGAAUUUAUUACUACAGUUUACGUACAGGGCUUAGAAACAAGAAGGGUUAAUUUACGUUAUCCUAGGGAAUAUCAGAGUUAUCCCAGCUUAGAGUAGUUGUAAUCGUAGUUUCGCAGAACCGAUGUCCGUAUUUAUAAAGCAUAUGAAAAAUUGCGAAACUUUACCAAAGGCUUAGCCGAACUUGCAGCCUCGCUUCUAGCAACAUUGACAAUAUAUUCCACUUUGAGAGAAGUUUUUUAAAGCAUGCAAAUUGAAAAGCUCUCUGGAAGGUGGACCAUCUAAGAGCCAUGUAACUUAAGGUACACCGUUUAAUGGAACUUCAUAAAUUUCAACGUAUAGUCGGUGUUCUUGGACCCACGUCAUAGGAAGCAUCGAUCGUAACAUUGUCUGUCGUUUAUGAACGUUUCCAGGACUAAUUAACGAUACUGUUAUAAUUAACACCGGGAAGCACAUGGUACCUACACGUGACGGCGUUCCAUGGAUCGCUUAACGCAUUAUCCUGGCUCGUUGAUAUAAUUAAUCUCCUGCAGUAUGCAUAGAAUAACAGUCUUAAGAAAACCUUGCAAAAAUAAAUCAUUUAACGGGGCCCUUGAAAAAUACUCGGCCACUGAUCGGUAGGCCAUUUAGCGGGUGCCUUGGAAAAUGUCCCAUUUACUAAUUCCGUGUUUUUCCUAAUGUUUCUUUCCUCCCAACGACGCUUAGAUCGAUUUUGUGCAGGCCCCGAAGGAGUCUCUGCCCUUAAUUAAUCUCCGAAUUGAUACGCCCCACAAAGAACGACAAAAGCGUAAACGCGAUAGAGUUCGAUUAGACGAGACUUCCAGAGGUUCGUUAUUUGAUUUUCUUUGAACUUCCGGGUUCGAGAUUCCGGUCGGUUCCCCUUGGACGACCCUGUACAAAAGUUUCGAUCCUCCGAAGCGAGUUUUAGAUCUCUAUUAGAGAAGAAGCUUAACAGUUUCUCUGUUUCGAGAGAAAAGGAUUGUAAAAGAUCGCUGUUGUUUCACACGGGGAAAGAUCAAACAAAAAUUCAGCUGGUAAAAAAUUCCAUUUUACACGAGCAAUGUUUCCGCUUGCCCGUUGCAACUUUUUCCUCGAAUUUACAUAUCAUUCAUUUUAACGAGCAUUGAAUUUACUAGGCAAGGGACAGGAGAUUACUUUUAGACGCGUAAUUUUUGAAACAAGUUUCCCGGCUACGUAAAUAAACGGCCGAAGGAAAAGGGAGAGGCUGAUGAUUUCGAAGGGUAGGAAGAAAAAAUAGGAAAGCGGAAAGCAGCGAGGGUUAAUAAAGUUCAAAGGGCUUGUUUACCUAACGAAAUAUUACCAGGUAGAAUGUUGCCUCUCUUGGUUCCUUCGACGAUACCGUCUUAUUUGGUCGACCCCAUUAAUUUCUUCUACGUUGAAACGACAGGUUCGCGAUUUCUAAUCCGUAAACGGAAGUUGCGCGUAUCGGCAGUUUUCUGAGCUCUUCUAUCCCUCGUGAUUUAUUAUUUGAAACGUAAUCGAUCGUCGGGACAAGGCGAGGAAUAAUUUUUAAUCCAGCCUCGUCGAUCAAUCGGAGACGUUCGAUAGACGGUUUCGUAGAAACAGCGACUUGUUUUCUGUAUUAACGACACAGGUAUGAAGUGUGAUUUACAAUCGGUCGUACAACACGUGGCAGCUCGCUACUGGGAAACAGACUAUCGAUGCAUUUUCUGAGCUACACGUUUGGCUGCGUGUGAUUUAUAAUAGCUGCAUCGCGUAGCUGUUUCGUAGAAUCGUUGAUUACGCUCCAAUAUCGCCUCCCCUUAUUGAGUUUCGAAGAUUAAACGCGCCUGGAACGAACAAGUUGCUUUCAUUUUAGUACAGAUACGCUCGAUCGUUAAGAGAACCUACGAACAUUUUCGUUAAACGAUAAAACACAUUAUUUUCUUCAUUUAAUUUUUAUUUUUUACCCGGUGGCCUUUAAAUUCAAUUUGGUGUUGUGUCUUUAACGUUGAAAUAUUUGUAAGUUUAGAUAGGUUUACGAGGACACAUUUGGGUCCCGUGAAAACAUGGCUCUUUGCGUUCUCGUGAGAAACGGUCCGCGGGUAUGCAUCUGGAAGGGAAAAGAAGUCAGUCGAGGAGGAGAAAAAGAAGCGGAGAAAAUUGAACUGCCAGAUGCGCUCCGCGGGGAAAAAAGGGCUGACUGAAUAACGCUUUAUAAUCCUGUCCGUUUUCUCUCGUUCUUGUUGAUUUAUAAACAAACAUUUGCACGCUUUCCCGUCUGCCCUACGGUUCGCAAUGUGCUGGUUCAAAAAUCGAAUAACGUAGAGCCAGAUGCCAUUUCGAGGGGAAAUGCUUUGUAAUAUUCCUACUGUUUUAUUGCCGACAGAAUUUUUCGUUUUUCGGAUAAAACAUAUUUUACAGAUCAGUUUUCAGACCGAGCCAAAAUUAUUGAUUUAUUUCAUUUGAAUCUAGAAUAUUACCUAGGUGACAAAAUUUCUAUUUCUUUAAAUGGCAAAGCGCGAAUCCCAUUGCUACAGUUUCUAUUUUUCAAGAAUUUCUUAUAGUAAAACUUGGAUAGAAAUAGCUUAUGUCUCUCUGGUGGGUAAGUGCAACACCUAUCACCUCGGUUUAUUUCGUCGAUUCGAAACUGAAGAACCUUUAAUGUCACUCGAACUCUUGGUUAACUCCCACACGAUUGAUCGAUCGUUUCAAACACGAUCGAGCAAGUUUAAAUGUAGAUUUAUCGAUCAUUUGGCGCAAGUGAGGGGGCUAUUCCUCGAAGGAAUAGUGGAAACAGACGGCCAUAUGUUAGCUGCAUUAGUAGCGCAAGUGGCUUUCAAUCGAGCUGCACUACUGCCUCUUUGAGGAGAACAUUCCGUCGCCUCGAUAUUCGGCUAUUCCCCUUCAUCGUACAUCGAACCGUGGAAUCUCACCGUUCAAACGAAUAGUUUCACGAGCGUUUUCUUUUCUCGAGUCGAAUUCGAUUUCGUUCGAUUCACCGAGAGACGAAUUUAUGAGCGCAGGGAUACGGGCUUGGUUCGACGAGAGAUUCGAGAAAUUCGUAGCCCGGUCGGGAAACGAGAUCGUUUCGACAUUGUUUCUCCUCAAAUGGAAUUCGAUUUCUUCCUGAUAAUAUCGCGGAAUAACUUUCCCCCGGAAUCGUUGUAACGGAUUUACAGACAAUUAUGCUAACAUUAAAGGCUUUCCAUUCGAGGAAAUUGCUUUGAAACGCGUUUCCUUCCGUUUCAUUUCGAUUCAGCGAACCUCGGCCGCGAUCGUAACGCGCGUUUUACUUCGAUGAAAGUUUCACGAUCGUUCGGCAAUUGGUUACAAACAAGCUAAAUCGAAUCUUUAUUUCCAUUCGGGAACGACUUUAAUUUAUGAGCAAGAAAAAUAUUAGAAAUUGUCACUCGAAAGCGUUUAAUAUUUGAAAAUGUAUUCGUCGAAUGAUAAGCUGUCGAUGGUACACAAAUGUUCGUCGAAUUCGUACGAUAAAUUUGUAGAUUUCAUUGGAAUUUCGGGUCGGCGUUAAAUCGAGAUACAAACGUAUCGUGACAGAAAUGUUAGACAGGCCGGUAACACGCGAUAAAAUAUUCGACCGAUGCGUUUCCGUGUUAAUGGAGUUUGAAGGAAAUUAUAAUCGACGUUUCUGAUCGCGCGUUGAAAUUCUACGAUUCAUAGACAAACCAUGAAAAUGCUUGUAAUUUUCAUUUACUUAAAAAUCUGGCGUCCUUUAAAAAAAUUUCAAGGACCACUGUAACCCCCAAAAUUCAAAGAGUUAAUUAAUUAAUUAACAUAUUAGCGCAGUGAUUGUAUCAAGAUGCCGUAGAUUUGAAAGCAAAAGAAAGAUUGUUAAUUUCGUUAUUUCGUGCCAAAUGAAUUGAUAGCAGCCUCCCCGAAGGAGGUGAACUUUAUUUAUCAUCCCCUCGUGCGAGGGUGCAACAGGAAAAACGCAAGGUAUUGUCUGCACGGCGAAAACUUUAAAACGAUUCUGUAUUUUAUCGUUCGAUCAUUAGUGUCCUAUCUAGAGCGAUUGUUUGCUCGGAAAUACGUGAAAACUUCUUUUCUGGAGUAUAUUGGAAACACACACGAUAUCCCGGUGUUUUUCUUGCAAUAUUUUUGUAUGGAACUUUUCGAAUCCGCUUCGCUUAACUUCGUAGCCAGACGGAUUAAAACUGAUCCCUUCGGAAACAUCACUUUUUAAAAAAAUAACUCCUCUAACUGCUAACUUCUAUUCUUUCGUACAUUAUUAAAAUUAAAUAUUUUUCAUUUGAAUUCGUUAAGGCUUCGCAGAUUCGAAUGAAAAUUAUAGUUUCCAUGAACGCGGAUGAAUUUCCAGCAACGGGUGCACCAAGUUGCAAGCUGCGCGGCGAUGCUCGAAAAUCGACGUCCCGAAAAAAUACCCUGUUAUGCGCAGUUUUGCAGUGGACGUUAAAAAAAAAUUCCGUGGGCCGUGAGAGCGUGCAAUUUUCGAGAGUAAAAAGUUGUCGCGGAACGAGCUUCUUCUGCAGGGCUGGAAAAUGGAAAUGGAGGAAAAAGUUUGGUCCGGCGUAGCCGGCCGACGAAUAUCGACUAUUAUGCCCGGUCGAAUUGAAAUGUGUCCGAACUUUCACGCGCCGGAGAUCCUCUUCUCUUUUAUUGGAAUAUUUUAUAUCGGGAACGAGUGGAAAAAGCGGGCUACCAGCGUCUCUCGUGCUAAUAAAAUACAUCCUUCGACGACCUGUACGCGAGAUUGCGACGAUUUUUCAAUCGAUCAUUCCUGAAUCAUCGAUCGGGCUUGCAGGAAGAAUUUCAUCUGUCUCGUUGCUAGACGUAAAUUUGAAAAGGAGAAUUCUGCCGGUCGGUUCUAUGAAUAAAAAUGACGUAGAAAUGUUAGAUGAACUCGGUUUCAAAGAUUCGUUUAGCCUUUCGAUGACGGUGGUUGAUUUAGAGAAAUUGUGGAUACAUUUUGAAGCAUUCGAAGAAUCGUCCACGAUUCGGACAUCUUAAUUUUCGACAGAGCCGGUUCAUUGCGGCGAGGAUUCAAUAUCUGGUCAGGAUAAUUGCUUUCUGGUAUUCGAGGAGUAUUUAAAAGUACCCGGUUGCGCAAAAUCUCUUAUUACCCGGCCACCCUCAAUAAUUAAAUUCACUACUCUGCUCUGGGCUUUAUUAAAUCGUUCCGAAUCGGGAUCACGAGGAAAUAUCCGAGCUCCCCGUCUUCGACGUUCUUCUCUUCUCCAUUUCCAAGCCGAGAGCUACGUCGAGCGUAGGAUCUACGGGGAACUUUCGACCUCUCUCCACGUUCGCCAUUCUUCGUUUCUCGGGGAGCCGUCGACUCCCGGAGGAUUCAAUGUUCUCGCAAAUUAAUCGAUCGUUCGAAUGGAAGAUUCAGAGGCGCGUCUUUUCAAUGACCAGCCAUGAUAAUCCGUGUCUUAGAGAAAAUGCUACCCUUUCGUCGACUGACCAACACAUUUUAUUCACCCUAAAUUGGACGACCUGCAAGAACGCCUUUAAUGACCAAUUUCAAUGGAACCCUUUAAACUUUUAUCCAGAUAUCAUCGUGUUAAUUUAUUUGUAGCUGAGAUUGAAAUCUGUCAAGUUUCGCUAGCCUGUCGCGAGGGAUCGAUGGGUGUCUUCCUAGGAAAUUCAAUUUUUCUUGGAAACGAGGGAAAUUUCAUUCGAAAAGGAUCCGGUCUUGUUUCGAUCCUCGAGAAAGCUACUCCGAGCAUUGGUCAUUUGCAUUCUCGACCCUGCCAGCUUCAGAUAUUUAAAUUUCUCACUGAAGCGUGAAAAGCACUUUCCGUCUCUGGUCUGAGCGACGCAAUUUUCGGUCGGAAUUCUGGGAUCAUCUCACUUCAUCCAGCUUCUUAUUUUCUCGACGGUACCGCGAUCAAAUUGGACAAAAGUCGUCCCUUUGGAAAAUUAAUACAGAAAUACUGACAGUCGCCUUGGGAAAAUUUCCACGAAUCGACCGGACGCGAAUUCUGUAGCAAUUGUUUCGUAAUUUCUAAAGGGAACGAGGUUAUUUUACGCGCCUCUCAGCUUUGGUAACAGUUAUGGGAAGCGAAAGCUGCCAUAAAAAUGUUGAUGAGCAUCUGUAACGAUCCGAUGAAAAAUGAGGGAAAUUGAAUAAUUUAUUUCUUUAACAGGAAAAUGGUGCGCGAAGGUGAUGGUGGAAAUAUUGAAAAUCCAUCGAUAAGAUGAAAUUUCACGUACAAUUUAUGUAGACAGCUUUAAACGCGGGUACAAUUUUUCUACUUAACAUUUGGUUAAAAAGAGCCACAAAAUUUCAAGAUUGAAUUUUACAAAAUUCAUGAUCAUCGAAGUAGAAAUAAUAGACAAUGUCCGAAUGUCACUAUCGUAAAGAAAGAUACACUUUCAAUCAGGAUUUCAUUGGGGCUACUCGAACGAAAUAAGUUAAAAGGUAAAAAGAGUGAUCUUGGGAUACUCUAAGAAGACGUUUCCUUUGAUUCGCAGAAACUGCACGUCGAUACUGGAAGUAUCUUUCGACUUAACGUUCCAUUAGGAAAUAUCAAGCUCUCAUGUGAGCACGUACACACGCGUCCUUCUACUUAUUCCCUUUUGGAUUCUCGUGUAGCGUGUCUAACGUCACAACUUAAAAAGUGUCGAGAACUUCCGUCGCGGAAGAAACUUGGCCACCAUCGAAGGGAUUUCCGCUACUCGUGAAUGCAUGCUGCUCGGUCGAAACUUUCCUAGUCUCCGGCAAUUUUCUCGGCUAUCGUGGCAGCAACUGCGAAACCUUUUCUACGUUUAUGAAAAUUGUUCUCACAGUUGAAUGCUGAUCUUAGAUUCUACCAAACGUUUUCCUGUUCCCCCCAUGGAAUAUACAAUCCAAAAACGGUAAACCCUUUGUUUACCGAAAAUCCAAUAGAAUGAAAUAAAAUUUCUCCGCAAACAAAUACUUGAAUCAUCAGAGAAUUUUCCACGAUUUUCUUGCAGAAAAAUCUGAUCUUCAUUUUUCCAUUGUUGCAUCGCGAUCGAAGCAAUUCCGACAGCCGGUAAAUGUUCCUUUCGGUCGCUUUAAAACCGAAUUACACCGUGAAAGCUUCGCGUAUGUAGGUUUUAUUGCCUCCGACACGCGAUGCAGUCAUAAUUUUUCGCCCCAGACUCGUCAGCCGACGAAGGAAUUAAUAAAAGCAACGUUAUUUAUCGCGGCACCGUUCCCGCUAUUCCCUUCGCGAAGGCAACGAUACCGAGGCUCGACCAAUUUGCUAAUAUCGAAGGAACCAGCUCCCGAUAGGGAAUCCCGUCGAACAAAAGGAAAUGAAGGGACGGUGGUAGGGCGGCAGACGAUGGCAUCGAUUUAUUCCACGGACAAUGAAUAAAACACUGAAAACUCUCGCACUGGGCCAGGUUGUUUAGGGAGUAGGGAAUAAAAGGGCAACAGAGACGGAGGAGUGGAUCAGGUGUGCAAUUCGUUGCAUGCAAAUUGACAUGCUGAGCUAUAAUUAUUUAUGCGACUCUCUGUAAUUUGUAUCUUCCAUCUCCCUUUGAUAAUCCUGAACAAAUGUGCCCCUCUGGUGGAAGACACUUUUCCAUCUUAUUCGUGAAUAUUUCGUUUAAACAAUUCAUCGGAGGAUUGGAAAAUCAAAAGGUUGUACGUUUCGACGUGGAAACUUGAUGGUAAAUCGCAUUUCCCUCGACAGCCCCGAUCGGUAAAAAUCGAACGAAAAGGGCAGGCUGCGGUGCCUGGAUAGUUUGACCCCUGUAAGGUUCGAGUUUGUCAGCUGGAAAGCCGAUUGUUCGCUCGUCCCGAUUUUAUGAUCACGGAAAUUACCGGCCGUCUGUCUCCCUCUUCCUGAUACAAGGACGAGUACCUAGAGAUCCCGUUGAAUAUGUACAUAAUCGGCAAACAUGCAUCGAGCGUGAAUCGAGCCCGUUUAUUGGCACAGUGGGAUGCACUACAAUUUCGAUAAUUAAACCGGCUUACACGGAGUUCCACGUCGCCCUACUUUGACCGCUUUUCCACCAUCAUCGUAUCGCCGGAUCUUGAACCUACUUGGCCGAUCGAUCCGGAUCAUUUCGAAGUUUAUAGCCGCCGCAGGUUGCUCGUAAAUCUCGAAAGCCCGCUACGGGAUUUUCAGCAUCAGCCAGCGCGACGAUAGCGCGGGAAAACGGCUCGAUAUUAAGCAACGUACGCCCCUCGAGACAUUUUCUAUUUUUCAUUAUCAACGAUUUACAGCGAACGCCGGAGAUACCGGGUAAGAAGAAUUUGAAUUUGAUACGAUGAUCGAAUUAAGGCAGUCUGAUUCGCGUUUCAUCUGAUAAAUCAGCUGCUAGAAUAGUUAGUCAGAUUAUGGGAUAUAUGCAUUUGAAUGGAUAGUUUGAAGUGCUUGUUGGGAUUGGGAAUUAUCUUUAUGCUGAUGAGAUUGAUCGAAACAUUAUUAUUAUGAUUAAUUCACAUUUAUUAACUUCAUUCAAAUAUUACAAUAAUUACAACAAUCAUUUGUUUUUCCAUUGUCUGGUCCGAGGGAAUUUAGUCGCCGCUAAGUUUCACUUGUCUGACCGCUCGCCGACCUAUUCUACUUGUUCGCACUCCGUUCCUCGAAUUACCGAAGUAAAUCGUUCUUACGCUUCCAAAACUUGAACUCCGCUUCUGAUAACGCUGUGACAUUGUGUGGGCGCUUGUACAUUCAUUCGCGACCCUUCUGCAUACUCGUCACUUAAGUACACCAGCCUGUACAUUAAACGUAACACAGCGUCCGCUACUCGAAAUGGCUCCCUCGAUAUUUUCGAUGGGAGGGUGAUCGUGCGAGCAACGUUAGAGGGUGUAUAAGUGGUGGUAUGGUAAGGGCGAAGUUCGAGGGAGGUAAAAGUUUGAGAUUCGUGCCUCUUGCCGUUUACACCCCCCUGUUUUCCAGCCCGUUGAUCCGAGUACCUGUUUCACCCCAUCUUUGUCCACGUUCCACGCAACUUCCACGCAGCUAAACCUCCGGCAGACUAACGAGUGGAUCGAGUAAUCUUAUUAGAUGAUCGUCGCUGAUUCGGUGGUAUAUUUUAAGGGAUGAUCGUAAUCUUUUUCAUUCAAUCUAGGUAACCGAGUGUUACCUAAGAGCUUGUUGGAAAUAUUAUAAUUGAAUGGGAAUCGUUUUCAAAUGUCACGAGCGUAAUUUCCAGCUUUCCAAAUGACAUCAUUUUGGAAAAUUGUCCGGCACGAAUGGAAGCUUUCAAGGUAUUGAAUAAAAUCACGAGGCUAUACGAAUCCAUUCAAACAGAUCGCAAAUUUGAUACAUUGCAAAGCCGAGAAGCACAUUUGUAUCUCAGUUUUCUUCUCUGAAAGCAGUUCAACAGGACAGAAUUCCUGUGGGAGUCUAUUUGAAAGUUCCAAAAGCUUCCUUAUAAACAGUCCCGCGUUCCCAAAAGAAAAAUCUACAAGCAAACAGAAAGAUGCGGGGCAAAUUUGAAGAGGAACGAGAUUUUCAACUUUUCCAACAGAGAAGACAAAGGUGGGAGUGCCACCGGUGGAGAAAACAAACGAAAUAUUGCGAGCAAUCUAAAUUACCGAGUAGCUCGAAGGGUGAUCGACGGAACGGAACGAGGAAUAAGAAAAAAAAAAGAGGGAAAGCGUUCGAGCUUGAAUCCUCGAAGAAUUACAAGUAUCAAAUCAACUUCGUCACUGGGAUCAGUCUUCUCUGGAUACCCCGAGGCGCACGAUCCUUCGACUUUUCAACGCUUUUCCGUCCUUCUUACCAGAGUGUUCGUAGAUUCGAUUCGAUUUACUUCGUCAAAGACGCUGAAUCCUCCCGGCUGGCAGCGUCGAAUCAUCGGAACGUUGCUUUUCACGGAGUUUCAGCCCGAUAUUCCUAUCGUUAAUGAACGUCGGUCACGCCAUAGCCGCGAAAUGAUGAGGCUGUUGAAAAUCUACCGGCGAAUUUCGCGUCGCGAAUAAUCACGCUAAUCGAUUUACACCUUGACGCGAAUAAAUUUCGUUGAUUACAAUCGUAACGCGUUGAAGCGGUCGCGCAACUAGAUUUCUGCUGGUCGAGUUUCGUUAUUGAUGGAUGCGAUUAUUGGCAUUUCAAAUCGCAAAUCAUCCAAACCAUAGGUGAAACCUUGCAAUUUUUAUUUUUCUCGUUGCACUUUACAAUCAUUUGCAUCUUUUAAUUAGUACUCCUUCUGAGAGAACAAUUAUUUCGUUUUAUUAUUCUGGGUUCCCUGAAUUAUCUCUUGAUCUUAUAUUCAGAAAAAGUAUAGAGAUUCUUUUUCUAUUUUCGAUGCACCUUCGAUCUACGUUUUCAAGAGAACUUCAUUACAUCGAGGUCGAAGUAGUGCAUUUUAAUUAACCGACAGGAAACGCAGAAUACGUGUACAGAGUGUGUUUAUCCGGUAAGAAAGUCAAUAGUGCCUUUUAAAAGCUCCAACUACUUGAUGGUCCUCUAUAAAUCCUUCGGGCUGGAUGAAAAGGUACAAGGUAUCUCUGGUUCGAUUUAUAACCCGCUCCAACUCGUGGAAGACUUGUGUCACUGGCAAAUUUAUUCCAAAUCCUUCCGUGUCCCGCCAACCCGGUAGGUAUUAUUGUGACAAAUUUGUCACGGUUCUUUCCAAGCUCACGGAAACUCUAGUUCUCGCGAAUCGAUUUCAAUUUCAACUCACUGAAAUUUAUUAUUAUUCAAACAAGCCCGGCUCUGACCUAUCGCAAUCGUCUUCGAGCGAGCAAACACUCUUCAACGAGUCAAUUUCAAGUUUAUUAUCAGGGCAACCAAAUUACUUACAGCCGAUGCAAUUCAUUUCGACCGGGAAGGGGAGGGCUAUCGGUGAAUUUUCGAUCGCAGUGGGUCAUUUUUCAAAUUCAUAUUUCAAUAUUACCAUCCGGCUGUUCAAUUUCCCCUUGUUCAUCUUUUAUUAGACUCAUACUCGACAUAUUUACGACCUUGAAGCACGUCCUCUUUAUUAUAACUCGAAAAAAAGGAGCCUCGAUGUUUGUGCAAUAUUGACCCCGGACGAGAUCCCGAUGCUAGCCUCCCACGACCAGGAAGAAUCGUCAACCGAUGCUGGAAUUCUCCGUCGUCGGAUUCCUCGAGUACGAGUUUCGAAGUACAUUCUGAAAGGAGGAGAGAACAGCGGGGCAAAGAUAAGGGGAAAUAAUUCCAUGAAAUAUGACUUCUUCCAAUGAAGCAUGAUAUCUUUGGAUCGAGAUUGAAAGCCACGAAUGAUUGUUAGGGUUAUUAACAUUGUUAUCUACGGAUAUCGUUCAAUGAUAAAGCUCAGAUUACAAGUUACAAUCAAAAUGAAUAUUUUCAUGGUGAAUACAGUACAAACAUUUCAUUUUUUCCAUCUUUAUUUGCUAAGAAUCAUUUCACAUGAUUGUCGAAGAUUUCAAAGCAAUCCCUGGAAAACAUCGUUCCAUAAAGGCUGCUAAUUAUUUUCACGUUGAACACUGUAAAAACAUUUCAUUCCAAAGUAUAUCAAACCAUAAUUUUCAUCUUCGUUUGCUAAGAGUCAUUCACAUGAUUAUCAAAGAUUUCGAGGCAACCCCUGGAGAAGAUCCUUCCAUAGAGGCUGCUAAUUAUUUCCAGCUAAUUAUUUUCACGUUGAACACCGUAAAAUCAUUUCAUUCCAAAGUAUAUCAAACCAUAAUUUUCAUCUUCGUUUGCUAAGAGUCAUUCACACGAUUGUCAGAGAUUUCAAGGCAACCCCUCGAAAAGAUCGUUCCAUAGAGGCUGCUAAUUAUUUCCAGCGACACGGUUCGUUCAUCAGUUUACCCAGCCAGUUAUCUGAAAUCGUGCGGGUACACGCGCGAACGGGAUCUUCUUCUGGCGAAUAGACGGAUAAGCUUUAGCGGGAUGGUGCGAGCGAGCGUGUAGUUGGCAUCGGUGGCCGUGCGGGGCGGUCGAGCACUCGAGUUUAGGGGGUUGUCAGAGCAAGGGUGGAUGGAAGGUGGCCGCGAGGCGAGCAGAGAAGUUAGCGCCUGCGUAUUCCCCUCUCUGUCUACUUGUCAGCCAAGCGGAGCUGCCACCACCCUGCUCGCUUUUCCUCUCGUCGCUACUCGAUAACAAACUCCACGGCACCAGUACUGGCACGGUACUCCGGACCAAACGGGUCGCUCGAACGUCGCGCCGCCUUUUCUCUCCACCUGCCAUCGACCGGAUAUCGAUAAGCCGUGUUUACGCGACGGCAUCUCAUCUGGAUCGAUCAGCGAAUCGUUUCCGAUCGAUUCGAUACGAUCGCGCUUUUUUCCUCUCACGGACACCCGUUCUCAAUCGCGAUUCUUCAACGACACGAUUUUCGGCUAUUCUGUGAACAAAGUUUCAUUCGUUUCAAUUUUUCAAAACGCGAACGUUGCUUGUGACGUUAUUCGAAAAUCGAUCGGCAGCUCUUUCAAUCGCGUUGAACGAUUGAUUUCCCAUCGGUGGAGGUUUCACGUCGAUCGACGCGUGUGAACGGCGGACCUGUCAAUCGGUACGCUUGUUAUGGUGUCUCGUGCGAUAAUGCGCGUCUCCGGUCCAGCCGCCGCUAAAACGACGAAAACAGCGCGUUACUGGAGCCUGUUCGUGUCCGGUCGACGCUAAAUGAUCCAACCAGUUUAAUCGAUCGAGUCGACCCGUCGGAUAAUCCACGUGCACCGUUAUCGUCGUCGUUUGAUCACGUACAUCAUCCUGGAGGAGCACCGCGACGCCUGCUGGCACGAUGAUGCACGUCGCCGACCGCUGACCAUCGGCCUGCGUCCAGAUUUCAGAAUCGACGAUCGACGUUCGAAAUCGAAAGGAGUAUCCAUUCUUCGACGAACAAAAACGUCAGGCUGUCCCCGAAAUGGAAACUGGGAAAAGUUUUGGAUGGAGAAUGAGAAUGUCAGUCGAUGACACGCGUAUUAAAGUUCGAACGGUUAGACAUUAAUUCCGUUCCCGAGGAGUCGAGUAGCCAAGCUUCCUGAGAAUAGGAGAUUCAUAUCUACGGAUCUGGUAGUGACGGCGGACCAUGGUACAUUAUUUAAGAUGAUAACCAGCGGACAUUGAAGAGCCUGCCAGGACAAGGGAAUAUAUCUCCGUGCGUCAUGGAGGAACACGUGAACCAGGCUGGAAACUCGUCGACGGACGGGCUGGUGUUCACCGAUGCCUCGAUUAUCCUCAGGGCUCUGGUGCUCGGUCUCCUGAUACUCGUCACCGUUUUCGGAAACCUGUUCGUGAUUGCAGCGAUUUUGCUAGAGCGAAAUCUGCAGUCGGUGGCGAAUUAUUUAAUCGUCAGUUUGGCCGUCGCGGAUCUUAUGGUCGCCUGCCUCGUCAUGCCUCUCGGAGCAGUUUACGAGAUAAACUCGGGAUGGUCGCUGGGGCCGGAGCUUUGCGACAUGUGGACUAGCAGCGACGUUCUCUGCUGCACUGCCUCGAUAUUGCAUCUGGUGGCUAUCGCGGUCGACAGAUAUUGGGCAGUCACCGAUCUCAAUUAUAUACAGGCGAGGAAUCCACGCAGGAUCGGUAUGUUGAUCGUCACCGUCUGGGUGGUGUCCCUAGGAAUCUCGUUGGCACCCCAACUUGGUUGGAAAGACCCCGAUUAUUUAGAUCGUAUAGCGGAUGGAACGUGUCUGGUGUCGCAGGAUCCCGCAUACCAGAUCUUCGCCACUUGCGCCACUUUCUACGUACCCCUGUUGGUUAUUCUAUUUCUGUACUGGAGGAUAUUUCAAGCUGCACGGAAGCGGAUCAGGAAGAGACCAGGAACUAUCGUGCAACCACCUCGUGAGAGAAGAGGCAUCCUUAGACUCGUCACAAGAAGGCCAAGAGAGGAAUCGACGGCAUUUACCAUAACGAGAUCCACGCCGGACCACUCGUCCAUCUCGCCGGAGAAAUCGUCAUCGUACAACGGUGCGAACACGACACAGUCGGCUACUGUAACACCAUCCACGGUGUCAACGACGACAACCACAACCGUCACAACGGUGACGAACCCUUCCAGCAGCCAUUCCACCUCUUCCAGCAAGAGAACACGCGAAACAAUCGAGUCGAAGCGCGAGAGGAAAGCAGCGAAAACACUGGCGAUAAUAACCGGUGCGUUCGUAGCUUGUUGGCUGCCUUUCUUCUUGGUAGCUCUGCUUCGUGCCACCUGCGAAGUCUGUGAGCCACCGGAGCUGAUAGCUAGCGUCUUCCUGUGGCUGGGCUACUUCAACAGCACCCUGAACCCUGUGAUUUACACGGUAUUCUCACCAGAGUUCAGGCAGGCCUUCAAGAGGAUGCUUUGCGGUGGUUCUAGGAUAAUUCGCUGACAGUGGAUUUAAAUUCGAUCGUUUUCCAUGCGAGUGCGAGAGUACGAGAAACAGUGAUAACGUGUGCGUGGACGUGUGCAUCUUGUGUAUAUAAAACAGUUAUUAAGUUAACAUUUAAUUACUAUGAACAGAGCGACGCUUGUCCAUUUCUUAAAUGGUUCAUUUCAAAUCUUAAAUACUUCUGACAAUGAUUUGUCAUGAAAUAAUACUUGUUAGACUUUAAUAAAAAUCGCUGCAUAAAUAUUUGAAUACAAAAUGCAAGUUGGAUGCAAGAAUCUCAGACAGUUCAUAGUAGUUAAGAGUUAACAUGUUCCUCUCCUUUUGGAUAGCGUUCAACUAUCGUAUCACGUACUUAGGCAUGCCUUAGAAAAUCCGUAGUGUUUUUCAUUGAAAUUUUCCGCUGGAACGGCAAGUUUGGCCCCGAAAGUCUACGAGCAGCCAACGUUCCUCCAGGUCAAAGUUACCCUCGAGGAGUUUCGCUCGUGAAUGGAUUUUUUCCAGAACACCACCUCUCUCGAGGGUGACUCGACAUUGUUUCGAGGCGAUUGUUCCUAAGAUAGCGUUACCUUACGAAAGUUCUCUUCGAAAUAGCUACAUUCUCUGAUAUGUCUAUGAUAAACACUUAACUUGCUACCGUUUAGCUACCACUAAAGGGAAGAGGAGAUGAGGCCAAUUUCGAGCGGACGAAUCAAGGAGAACGUGAUUGAAAAUGUGGAGAAUAUUUAUGGUGACCCAGUUGAUCCUACGAGAUUAUUAAAAUUGCCAUUGGUUAUUCAAUAAUUUUAAUUACGAUUUAGAUUUAUGAGAGGGAAACUGAUAAUAUUGUCUCUUGUUAUUUCAAUUUAGGUAAAAACAAUAUAUUUUCAUCGUUUGUACGAGCCAUAGCGAUGCACUUUCUAAGACGAAAUCAUCCUUCGAAGUUGUGUAAUCCUGAAAUUAAUUUGCAUCUCUUAGAGGAUAACGUUUCAAGGAUUAAUUAAACUUAAUUGCUUGGUUCCCGGUUGCUUGAUCCGCUCGAAAGCUCGCCGAUAUAAAUACGUAUACGCAACACCUAUCGUGUACAGAUGUAUAAACAUUCAUUUCCUCCGUUGCUGCUCACGAAACCACUGCGAUUGUCAUUUUAAAGGUAAAUCAUUAAUAAUAAACUUAGACGUCGACGUAUCGUUGUCGAUUUCUCUUUGUCGAAACGUAAGCGUAGCUCCCGACGAUUAUUCAUCGAUUUCAUGCGAAUCUUCUACUGUAAAUAAUAUGAUAUUUCUAUAGUUACUCCACACAGUAUCGACGAAGUUCAAUAAAAAGAGGCAGAGAUCGAUCCAGUUUGAGCCACGAGUUCGCAUCGUUGUUCUCGAACAGCAAAUCACUGAAAUUCUGCAUUUCUGUGUCGCGUAAACACGAUUUAUUUUCUUUUUAAUAAAUUAAAAUGCUUUAAAUAGGCAAAAAAGUAUUUAACAAAUAAGAAAUUUUCAAUAUUAACGUAAUAAUUCUGUCAUUUUUUCAAAAAAUGAAACAUCGAAUGAUUGUCUCAAGACACAGAAAUGCGAAUUGAAUCAACAAAAAGAAAGAAGUUGAAGAAGGAAAAUAUACUAAGUGGCAGUAGAAAAAGGAUACGAUUUUCCAGCGAUUCGAUUAGCUUAAGGCUGCGUCAUUUUUUCGACGAUGCAAUAUUCUAGAGAGGAUUGUUGUUCGUUUCGUGUUCGACAACGAAUCGCGUUUAAGAGAAUACGUACGUUCUGAAAUAAAGAAAAAGAAGAAGCGAAUGAAGAAAACAACCAGUACGUUUACAACGAUGCUUCGUAUGUAUAUUUCAUUGCAAUCACUGAUGUAAAUAAAUGCAACAGUUUCAAAACGAUAAGCUGAACCAUCCAGCUGACGUUAACUCGA
This is a messenger RNA of Osmia lignaria (orchard mason bee), 16614 nucleotides long. Its product is annotated as 5-hydroxytryptamine receptor-like. The record is from RefSeq and is a predicted model, not a curated record. Gene Ontology annotation, biological process: adenylate cyclase-activating adrenergic receptor signaling pathway; positive regulation of MAPK cascade. NCBI's taxonomy places the organism in Eukaryota, Metazoa, Arthropoda, Insecta, Hymenoptera, Megachilidae. Gene Ontology annotation, molecular function: G protein-coupled receptor activity. Gene Ontology annotation, cellular component: plasma membrane; extracellular region.